AUGGGCCUUCUGCACAAGAACCAUCACCAUGCUGCUCCGCCCGUGGCCAGCAACAAUGUCCACGGAAUGGCAGCCCCAGUCAAUCCUGCCGGUCAUGCUCCCAUCAGUAACCACCAUGCGCCAGGCAUGCACGCCCCCCAUCCAGGCCCAGCUCCCAACACUGCUGGCCCCCACCGCCAUGACUUGCUCAACAAGCUCGAUCCCACGGUCGACAGCCGUUCUGGAGGCGUUCAGCUCAUGGGACCUGGCAUUCCGCCCAACGCCAUGUCGCAGCAACCCAUGACCGCCGGAGCUGGCAACUACACCACUGCAGCACCAUACCACAACUCUCGGGUCGCGGACACCGUGGACCCCCGAGUAGACACGAGGGCGGACAGGCACGUCAUGCAUGGUGCUGGCCCUAUGGCGACAGGUCCAGAGGCUGGUUACAGCCACCACUCAACCAGGAUGGGGGACACUGUCGACCCUAGAAUGGAGCCUGGCCUGGACCAUAGGGCACACGGUGGGAUGCGUGGGCCAGCCUCAGUGCCCCGUGGCGGUAUUGCGCAGCCCGGACCUGCGACCAAAACUGCCGGUCCGCAUCAUAGCAACCUGAUGAACAGGCUGGAUCCAGCCGUCGAUCACAAGGCCACGUACGGGGGUGCGCCGCAAUAUCGCACCGCCUAG
Molecule: messenger RNA, 666 nt
Organism: Clonostachys rhizophaga
Lineage: Eukaryota; Fungi; Ascomycota; Sordariomycetes; Hypocreales; Bionectriaceae
Source: the annotation of a GenBank genome assembly